Guillardia theta CCMP2712 is the source of this 2011-nucleotide messenger RNA. RefSeq names its product heat shock protein 70. The record is from RefSeq and is a predicted model, not a curated record. Lineage: Eukaryota; Cryptophyceae; Pyrenomonadales; Geminigeraceae. Gene Ontology annotation, cellular component: cytoplasm. Gene Ontology annotation, biological process: cellular response to unfolded protein; protein refolding. The transcript has 2 exons. Bases 1 to 1956 code for a protein of 651 amino acids. Gene Ontology annotation, molecular function: ATP hydrolysis activity; misfolded protein binding; ATP-dependent protein folding chaperone.
AUGUCCAACAAGAAAAUUGAUGGCCCAGCCAUUGGCAUUGACCUUGGAACCACCUACUCCUGCGUAGGAAUUUGGCAAAAUGAACGUGUGGAGAUCAUCGCCAACGACCAGGGCAACAGGACUACUCCAUCGUGGGUUGCCUUCACAGAGUCAGAACGCCUUAUCGGAGACGCUGCCAAGAACCAGGCUGCGAUGAAUCCCCACAACACCAUUUUCGAUGCCAAGCGUCUCAUCGGUCGCAAGAUGGAUGAUCCCUCCCUCCAGGCUGACUUGAAGCACUUUCCAUUCAAGGUUGUCACCAAGGAUGGCAAGCCUCAUAUCCAGGCCGAAUACAAGGGAGAGAAUAAGACCUUCUCUCCUGAGGAAAUCUCCUCUAUGAUUCUCACCAAGAUGAAGGAGACCUCUGAGGCCUAUUUGGGUAAGGAGGUCAAGCACGCUGUCAUCACCGUUCCAGCCUACUUCAACGACUCCCAGCGUCAGGCCACCAAAGAUGCUGGCUUGAUUGCUGGUCUCAACGUUCUUCGUAUCAUCAACGAGCCUACUGCUGCUGCCAUUGCCUACGGUCUCGAGAAGAAGGGUAGCGGAGAGCGUAACAUCUUGAUCUAUGAUCUUGGAGGUGGUACUUUCGAUGUUUCUCUUUUGACCAUCGACGAUGGAAUCUUCGAGGUUAAGGCUACUGCUGGUGACACUCACUUGGGAGGAGAGGACUUCGACAAUCGUUUGGUUCAGUUUGUUCUCCAAGAAUUCAAGAGGAAGCACAAGAAGGAUCCAUCUGAGAACGCUCGUGCUCUUCGUCGUAUCAGGACGGCUUGUGAGCGAGCCAAGCGAACCCUGUCAUCAGCGGCCAACACUACCAUUGAGGUUGAUUCCUGCUUCGAGGGAAUUGAUUUCUACACCAACAUCACUCGCGCCAAGUUUGAGGAACUUUGUUCUGACUUGUUCCGUGGAACCCUCGACCCUGUCGAUCGCGUUUUGAGGGAUUCCAAGAUUUCUAAAGGCCAGGUCCACGAGAUCGUUCUUGUCGGAGGUUCAACUCGUAUUCCCAAGGUCCAGUCUCUCCUUCAGGACUUCUUCAAUGGCAAGGAGUUGAACAAGAGCAUCAAUCCAGAUGAGGCCGUUGCCUACGGAGCUGCUGUUCAGGCUGCCAUCUUGGCUGGAGUCGACUCUGAGAAGACGCAGGAUCUUCUUCUUCUUGAUGUUGCUCCCUUGUCCCUCGGUAUCGAGACUGCCGGAGGUGUGAUGACUAAGCUCAUUGAGCGCAACACCACCAUUCCCUGCAAGAAGUCCCAGGUCUUCUCCACGUAUGCGGACAAUCAGCCUGGUGUGCUCAUCCAGGUUUAUGAAGGAGAGCGUCAGAUGACUAAGGACAACAAUCUUCUUGGCAAGUUCCAGUUGGAUGGAAUUCCCCCUGCCCCUCGUGGUGUUCCACAGAUCGAGGUGUCGUUCGAUCUCGAUGCCAACGGUAUCAUGAACGUUUCGGCCCAAGACAAGUCCACCGGCAAGCAGAACAAGAUCACCAUCACUAAUGACAAGGGUCGUCUCAGCCAGGAUGACAUUGAGCGCAUGGUCAAGGAGGCUGAGCGCUUCAAGGAGGAGGACGAGAGGCAGCGCAAGAAGGUUGACGCUAAGAACUCUCUUGAGAACUACGCUUAUUCUCUCAAGAACACGCUCAACGACGAGAAGGUUGCUGGCAAGCUCGACGAAUCAGACAAGUCUUCGCUCACCAGCAAAAUUGACGAGACCAUCUCUUGGUUGGAGAGCAAUGCCAAUGCUGAAGUUGAAGAGUUCGAGGCAAAGCAGAAGGCUCUGGAGGGUGUCGCCAUGCCCAUCAUGACCAAGCUCUACCAGGGUGGAGGAAUGCCUGAUAUGGGCGGCGGCAUGCCUGACAUGAGUGGUGGUGCUCCUCCUUCUGGUGCUGGUGGCGCUGGCGGACCUCACAUCGAGGAGGUCGACUAAGUCGUACAACAUCUUCAACUCCUGUACUAGUAAUAAAUGAUUUCGAUAUCAUUCA